AUGGCUGACUCGUGUGGACAACAAAUCACUGUCACCGUGACGCAAACGAUUCUCCAGGGAGCUGCAACGAGGACCACCAAUGCCCCAGCCAGCUCAGACCAAAGCACUCCCCUUUCAAGCUCUGCUUCGACAUCCUCGGACGCCGACGAUGGCCAUGCUUCACCCGUAGCUUUUGGAUUCCUUCCAGUCUCCAUCUCCGAUACUACCUUGACAACUAUAGCACCGGCCACCACCAUGACCUUGAAUCUCGCUCACGCAACUUCCAGCUCGAGCAGGGCUUCCGUUUCCAAAGCCACCAGCGCAUCGAGCGAGUGCCCGAAGCCCACUACCUCAGAAGCAGCGGUAACAGCGUCGCCAAAGUCGUCCACGCCACCUGGUACGAUUGCUGGGGGCGUAAUCGGUUCAAUGGCAGGUUUGGCCUUGAUCAUAGCUCUUCUCCUUUAUUGUUGCAGCCGAAAGCGGAAGAUCACCUUCAAGCGCAAGGUGCAGAAGACUGACCAGGAAGACCAGGCACAUGUGCUGGAAUCUGUCACACAGGAAAAGGAUGAGGCCGUCCGGCAGCUCGAGCAAACGCGGCAAAGUAAGCCUCUUCCCAGUCCACGUUCAUUUGACUUCGGUCUACCCAAGAUACCACAUAGUACGAGCCCAGUGAUGCCACAGCGAUGGAUCUGA
Messenger RNA from Cladophialophora carrionii CBS 160.54, 672 nucleotides. RefSeq lists its product as uncharacterized. The coding region runs from base 1 to 672 and encodes 223 amino acids. The transcript has a single exon. NCBI's taxonomy places the organism in Eukaryota, Fungi, Ascomycota, Eurotiomycetes, Chaetothyriales, Herpotrichiellaceae. The record is from RefSeq and is a predicted model, not a curated record.